Molecule: messenger RNA, 483 nt
Organism: Panicum hallii
Lineage: Eukaryota; Viridiplantae; Streptophyta; Magnoliopsida; Poales; Poaceae
Exons: 2
Coding region: 1-483 (160 amino acids)
Source: RefSeq, a predicted model, not a curated record
AUGGCUGCCGGGCUACUAGCGGUUGCCGCUGCCGCGGUGACGCUGGCGGCGGCGGCGCUGCCAGUGCUCGCAGACAAGGACUGCUUCGAGACCUGCUUCAAGCACUGCGUCGCCAACGACAAGUCCAUGACCGACUACUGCAACUACGCCUGCGGCAUGACCUGCGGGCCCAACGGCGCGCUCCGCCGCCCCCUGGCGGGCGCCGCCAUCGCCGGCCUCCCCAUAAACUGCCAGCUCGCCUGCGUCAGGGAGUCCUGCCGCCGUCUCCAAGCAGAUGGCAAGGACAUGGAGGCCUGCUACGGGCAGUGCUACCACGGCUGCAAGACCAAGGCCGGCCUGCCGAGGCCUCUCGGCGCCGGCACUGUCUGGCCGGCGGCGUUGCCCGACCACCCCUUCCACAAGAUGCAGGACGCAGUCCAGCCAACGUCGGAGCCGGACCCUGACGACGUCAGCCGUCAAGCACGGGGAGCCCUCCUCCCCUGA